UGGCCUAGGAAAUCGCUGGGAGUUUUGCUAAGGGUGGGGAUUGGUAUAACCGAACAGCGCCUUUAGCCCAGGAACCAGCCCCCGCCCGCUUACCCUCGCGGUGCUCCUGGGACGAUCCCAGUUCCCCCGACGCAGGGCCGCGUAAGGCAGCCGCGCCGGAGCGCUAGGCGAAAGGAAUCUGUUUGUCCGUCUGUCCUACCAGCUUGGGCUCAGCAGGCUCCGGAUUCAGGGGGCCGCAGCGGAGGCGGCGCCGGCCAGGGACUCUGCAGGGACCGGGGUGCCCCGGAGGGAGUGGUGCUGGUGGAGGAGGAGGCGGUGGCUGAGGGGGAGUAGGUGGGGAAAGAGGAGGAGGAAGAAGAGGAGGAGGAGGAAGAAGAGGAGGAGGAGAAGAAGAAACCGGAGGAAGAGGAGGAGGCGAAGGAGGAGGAGAAGCCGCAGCGGGCGCCGCAGGAGCGAGUGAGCUGGGAGCGAGGGGCGAAGGCGCGGAGAAGUCGGGCGGCCCGGCGGGCUGCGGCAGGCUCGGCCGAGGCGGCGGCGCCGACUCCGUUCCACUCGGCCGGGAUCCAGGCCUCCGGGUUCCCAGGCGCUCACCUCCCUCUGACGCACUUUAAAGAGUCUCCCCCCUUCCACCUCAGGGCGAGUAAUAGCGACCAAUCAUCAAGCCAUUUACCAGGCUUCGGAGGAAGCUGUUUAUGUGAUCCCCGCACUAAUUAGGCUCAUGAACUAACAAAUCGUUUGCACAACUUGUGAAGAAGCGAACACUUCCAUGGAUUGUCCUUGGACUUAGGGCGCCCUGCCCGCCUUUUGCAGAGGAGAAAAAACUUUUUUUUUUUGCCUCCCCCGAGAACUUUCCCCCCUUCUCCCCCCUGCCUCUAACUCCGAUCCCCCCACGCCAUCUCGCCAAAAAAAAAAAAAAAAAAAAAAAAAAAAAAAAAAAAAAAGAAAGAAAAAAAAAAGGAAAAAAAAUUACCCCAAUCCACGCCUGCAAAUUCUUCUGGAAGGAUUUUCCCCCUUCUCUUCAGGUUGGGCGCGUUUGGUGCAAGAUUCUCUGGAUCCUCGGCUUUGCCUCUCCCUCUCCCUCCCCCCUCCUUUCCUUUUUCCUUUCCUUUCCUUUCUUUCUUCCCUUCCUCCCCCCACCCCCACCCCAAACAAACGAGUCCCCAAUUCUAGUCCGUCCUCGCCGCGGGCAGCGGGCGGCGGAGGCAGCGUGCGGCGGUCGCCGGGAGCUGGGAGCCCAGGGCGCCCGCUCCUCGGCGCAGCAUGUUCCAGCCGGCGCCCAAGCGCUGCUUCACCAUCGAGUCGCUGGUGGCCAAGGACAGUCCCCUGCCCGCCUCGCGCUCCGAGGACCCCAUCCGUCCCGCGGCACUCAGCUACGCUAACUCCAGCCCCAUAAAUCCGUUCCUCAACGGCUUCCACUCGGCCGCAGCCGCCGCCGCCGGUAGGGGCGUCUACUCCAACCCGGACUUGGUGUUCGCCGAGGCGGUCUCGCACCCGCCCAACCCCGCCGUGCCAGUGCACCCGGUGCCGCCGCCGCACGCCCUGGCCGCCCACCCCCUACCCUCUUCGCACUCGCCACACCCCCUCUUCGCCUCGCAGCAGCGGGAUCCGUCCACCUUCUACCCCUGGCUCAUCCACCGCUACCGAUAUCUGGGUCAUCGCUUCCAAGGUAAAAGUAUGGUUUCAGAACCGAAGAACAAAGUUCAAAAGGCAGAAGCUGGAGGAAGAAGGCUCAGAUUCGCAACAAAAGAAAAAAGGGACGCAUCAUAUUAA
This is a messenger RNA of Macaca mulatta (Rhesus monkey), 1770 nucleotides long. RefSeq names its product empty spiracles homeobox 2 (gene EMX2). Lineage: Eukaryota; Metazoa; Chordata; Mammalia; Primates; Cercopithecidae. The record is from RefSeq and is a predicted model, not a curated record. Gene Ontology annotation, cellular component: nucleus. Gene Ontology annotation, molecular function: DNA-binding transcription factor activity, RNA polymerase II-specific; RNA polymerase II cis-regulatory region sequence-specific DNA binding. Gene Ontology annotation, biological process: central nervous system development; neuron differentiation; brain development.